Leptosia nina is the source of this 297-nucleotide messenger RNA. NCBI's taxonomy places the organism in Eukaryota, Metazoa, Arthropoda, Insecta, Lepidoptera, Pieridae. The record is from the annotation of a GenBank genome assembly.
AUGCUGUCAGGCGCGGGAGAGGCGCGGGCCAGGCAUGGCGGGCUGCUUGUCACUGCGGUGCGGCCGGUGCGGGCGUCCGCGGCGCGCGCUGCACGCCACUGGCCCGCGCACCGCCCGCCCCCCUCUCCUCUGCGCGCGCAGGCCCGCACCGCUUACACCACACGCACAGCUUUCCUCCCGUUAACUGUUAACCGCACUUCUCCCCCUGAUCUGACCCAACAUUCACGGCGUUCCAAGGUGUAUUUGUCAACUCGGGCUUAUCAACUAAAACAAGGGCAUGUCGUUCAUUCUUUCUAA